Messenger RNA from Coccidioides immitis RS, 1234 nucleotides. RefSeq lists its product as uncharacterized. Lineage: Eukaryota; Fungi; Ascomycota; Eurotiomycetes; Onygenales; Onygenaceae. Gene Ontology annotation, molecular function: nuclear import signal receptor activity. Gene Ontology annotation, cellular component: cytosol; nucleus. The transcript has 2 exons. The record is from RefSeq and is a predicted model, not a curated record. The coding region runs from base 173 to 847 and encodes 224 amino acids. Gene Ontology annotation, biological process: protein import into nucleus.
CACAGAGCCUGCGGUUUUUCGACUAUAGCUUAUAGGAUCGUGCUUUUAUAUUGGAUCUAACCCUUUGCACCGCAAAGUUGCCCGCCGCCCCCGAGCCGCUGGAAAGUUCAAGAACACACGAAAGCUCCUUCAACCCAGCUCAAGGGCUGACUGACUAGCAGCCUAGCCCAAGAUGUUUUCCGUUGUCUUACCUAGCCGGCCGUGCCUCACGAAUCCCACCCCCAUCCAAGCAGAUCCUAGUUCCCCCGCGACAAAUUUCGUAUUUACCUUCCCCGCAUGGCCCAAGUUCUCGCACAUUGUCGUCUUUCUUCUCCCCGGCAUCACACUUCCCGCCGACGCUGCAGCAGCUGUAUAUAUCCAAUUCUCCACAGGAGCGAAUCCAAACCCCAAUCCGCAGGAUUUCCGCUUUCUCGGCGCAAUUGCCAACGAAAAACCCUCUGCGAUAUUCAAAGUCAAUGACCCCGUUCGCCAACGCACGGAAGCCGAAGAGGAAGAUGAAAUGCUUGACGCGGGAUCUCCACCAUCACCCAAUAUCAAUAUGACCGUUACCCUAGGCAUAUCCAUUGAACCUGCACAGGCCGUGGCUUCCAAACUAGCUACAUUGAAGGCUCAAUCGGCAUCUACGGAGCUUGUCAGGAGGGGUGAUAUGUUUCAGAGACCGAAUAUAUCAACGAAGCUGCUUGCUCAAAGGAUAAUUGGGAACGCGUUCAAUUUCCUUUCAAGCUUUGCGACGUCAGACGGGCGGGAAGAGAUGGUGCCGUUGAAGAGCUUCAGGGACUGGUGGUCGAAAUUUGAGAGGAGAAUAGAGUCCGAUCCGGGCUUUUUGGAAAGAGAAGGGAGUGUGUGAAAAGAGAUAUCCCUUUGGUACUAGAAAUGAUGGGAGCAAAAAGUCGUUUUACAAGAAAUCUUGGAGAUACCGUGGUAGAAUAAAAGAUUGGAGUGGAGUCAUGAGGCAGAACACGACCAUGUGAUACUACACGGCCCUGUCUGCAGCUUUAGCGAAACCUAUCUGUUGAUCGCGAUUUGGUCGAGGUACCACUGCUGCUGAUGUUGCCGCAGCCAUAUGCUCUCAGUGGAGAUGCUCCAGGAAAGAAAAAUUUGUGUCUGCAUAUUAUAGAGAUGUUGUACUCUAUCGUUUCAAGAAUCAUGUCUGUAAACUAAAUUAUGUAUAUAAAAACCCCCCAGGAGCCAAUAAGGUCUAUUCACGGCAUCUGUUUGGGACUCUAUCCCGCUG